CUGACUUUCUUAUUAGUGUUUUGAAGGAAAAACCAACAGACAAGAAUAUGAUUAAGCAUAACUUUGUGUCGUUGUGUUUCAAUAAUCGGACGAGUUAAUUUAUUUAAAUUUAUCUCUCUGUCAAAUAUUUUCGAAAGAUGUGCAUGUACAAUUUUCUUGCAAUUGCAAACGAAUAUCCUUAUAACAGUGAUAUACCUGUUUGAAACACUAAUGACUAAAAAGAUUCCCAGAAAGCAAACUAAUGUUGGCGGAUUACUUCGACCCACAUACGAUAUGUAUGAUAUUUUACCAACACUUAUAUUCUCUGAAUUGCAGACGGGUUAUAUCACACAGUAGAGAUUCUGGAUACGGCUGGAACACAUCAGUUCCCAGCUAUGAGGGAACUGGCCAUACGCCUAGGCCAGGCAUUCAUCAUUGUAUAUUCCAUAGACAACCGUGAAUCUUUUCUUAUUGCAAAGGAACUGAUGGACAGUGUGCAUGAAAUAAAGGGAGGCUCCAUUGCACCACUUAUAAUGCUAAUCGGAAACAAAAGUGACACCGCUUCUGAUGGGCUCAGACAAGUAGAGACUGAAGAGGCCGAAAAAGCUACUCUGGGCAAGAACAAUUGUUGCUUCAUGGAAACAAGCGCAAAAAAAGGUCGAGAUGUGGAUACCAUGUUUACAUCUUUGUUAUCGAAGGUCCUUGGUGUUGAAAAUUCCACGAACAAUUUCAGCAAGAAAAAGUCCCGUUUUAUGAAACGAAAACAUCAUUCCGUGAAUGACAUGCAACCCUCAACUCGCCAGCACGGCUCUGUGAACAGGAGCCAGUCGUGGCGAGAUGGAACUGUAAGGAAUAUGUCUGAUAUCGACUCACCGAAAUGUACUCUGCUUUAAAGGUCUAAAAAGACCGAUUAAUAUGAAGAUUUCACACGUCAGAGAAUGUGUGGCACCUAAACAAGCUCGUGAUUUUAACUCAAAACAUUGCUUGAGUUCUGAAGAUUUGAAACUUGUGAGCAAAAAUUCAUGUUAAAAGCUACGGCAGUAAACGAUCUGGGUUUCGUUGUGAAAGCAAACUAAAUAUGGGGAGAUCAAAUGCUAAGGUAUUACUUAGCAAACCUUAAUCAGUGAUAAUGGACAGAGAGGAAACUAGCUUGUUAGUUACACAUUUGACACCAGCAGGUGUUUUUAUCACAGCCGGGGGUUUUCGAAGUCGAAGAAACACCUACACUCAACAUUCCCAAUGAUUGGGCUCUGAUAUUUAUUGCUUCACAAAAUAAAAAGUGCCUUUACUAUACCCUCUACCAGGGCGACAGAUUGAUUUUCCACAGAUAUUCAAAGAU
This is a messenger RNA of Lingula anatina, 1318 nucleotides long. RefSeq names its product GTP-binding protein Rhes-like. The record is from RefSeq and is a predicted model, not a curated record. Gene Ontology annotation, molecular function: GTP binding; GTPase activity. NCBI's taxonomy places the organism in Eukaryota, Metazoa, Brachiopoda, Lingulata, Lingulida, Lingulidae.